This is a messenger RNA of Lodderomyces jiufengensis, 1308 nucleotides long. RefSeq names its product ornithine-oxo-acid transaminase (gene CAR2). Gene Ontology annotation, cellular component: cytoplasm. The transcript has a single exon. Gene Ontology annotation, molecular function: pyridoxal phosphate binding; L-ornithine transaminase activity; identical protein binding. Lineage: Eukaryota; Fungi; Ascomycota; Pichiomycetes; Serinales; Debaryomycetaceae. The record is from RefSeq and is a predicted model, not a curated record. Bases 1 to 1308 code for a protein of 435 amino acids.
AUGUCUGGACCAGAUUUUAAAGUUUCAUCAACACAAGCACGUGAAUUAGAAGAAAAAUAUUCAGCUCAUAAUUAUCAUCCAUUACCUGUUGUAUUUACAAAAGCAAAAGGUGCACAUGUUUGGGAUCCAGAAGGUAAAGAAUAUUUAGAUUUUUUAUCUGCAUAUUCAGCAGUAAAUCAAGGUCAUUGUCAUCCAAAAAUUAUUGAAGCAUUAGUAGAUCAAGCUCAAAAUUUAACAUUAUGUUCAAGAGCAUUUUCAUCUGAUAUUUUUGGAGUUUAUGCAAAAUAUAUAACUGAUUUUUUCAAUUAUGAAAUGGUAUUACCAAUGAAUACUGGUGCAGAAGCUGUUGAAACUGGAUUAAAAUUAGCAAGAAGAUGGGGUUAUGUCAAAAAGGGAAUUCCUCAAAAUGAAGCUAUUAUAUUAUCAGCAGUUAAUAAUUUUCAUGGUAGAACUUUAGGAGUUAUUUCAAUGUCAACAGAUGAAGAUGCAACAACAAAUUUUGGACCAUAUUUACAAAAUGUUGGACCACAAAUUCCUGGAGAACCAAAAGGUUCAUUAAUAAGAUAUGGAGAAAUUGAAGAUAUUGAAAAAGCUUUUAAAAAUGCUGGUGAUAAAAUUGCUGCAAUUUUAUUAGAACCAAUUCAAGGUGAAGCAGGUAUUGUUGUACCACCAGCAGAUUAUUUACCAAAAGUUUCAGAAUUAUGUAAAAAAUAUAAUGUUUUAUUAAUUUGUGAUGAAAUUCAAACUGGUAUUGCAAGAACUGGUAAAAUGUUAUGUUAUGAACAUUCACCAAAUGUUAAACCUGAUAUUAUUUUAUUAGGUAAAGCUAUAUCUGGUGGUGUAUUACCAGUUAGUGCAGUAUUAUCAUCAAAAGAAAUUAUGUUAACAUUAGAACCAGGAUCUCAUGGUUCAACUUAUGGAGGUAAUCCAUUAGCUUGUAGAGUUGCAAUUGCAGCAUUACAAGUUAUAAAAGAUGAAAAUUUAGUUGAAAGAUCAGAAAAAUUAGGUGAAUUAUUAAGAUCAAAAUUAGAAGAAUUAAAAUCUCAAAGUAAUGGAAUGAUAAGUGAAGUUAGAGGUAAAGGUUUAUUAUCAGCUAUAGUUAUAGAUGAAUCGAAAACAAAUGGUAGAACUGCAUGGGAUUUAUGUUUAUUGAUGAAAAAUCAUGGAGUAUUAGCAAAACCAACUCAUGAUAAUAUUAUUAGAUUAGCUCCUCCUUUAGUUAUAAGUGAAGAAGAUUUAUUAAAAGGUGUCGAUUCUAUAAAACAAUCCUUGAAAGAAUUACCAAAUGUUGAAAAAACUGCUCAUUAA